AUGUCGAAACAACCUUCGUCGCAACAACAGUCUACGAAAAUGUCCCUCCAAACCGUCGCCUUCAUCCUCGGCACCCUCACCGCAACCGGGGGCAUAACAGGCUACGUGCGCGCGGGCUCCAUCCCCUCCCUCGCCGCCGGCUGCACCGUCGGCGCUCUCUACCUCCUGGGCGGCUACCGCAUCCAAAACCGCGCGACGUACGGCGUCGAGCUCGCGCUGCUGGCGAGUGUGGUGUUGGCGGGGAGUUCGAUCCCGCGGGCGAUCAAGACGGGGUUUAAGCCGCUGCCUACCGGGUUGAGUGUGCUGGCGAGUAUUGGGUUGGUGCAGUUUGGGUUGGCGUUUGCGAAUAGGUCGAGGUAG
Messenger RNA from Zasmidium cellare ATCC 36951, 360 nucleotides. RefSeq lists its product as uncharacterized. NCBI's taxonomy places the organism in Eukaryota, Fungi, Ascomycota, Dothideomycetes, Mycosphaerellales, Mycosphaerellaceae. The coding region runs from base 1 to 360 and encodes 119 amino acids. The transcript has 2 exons. Gene Ontology annotation, cellular component: membrane. The record is from RefSeq and is a predicted model, not a curated record.